Molecule: messenger RNA, 747 nt
Organism: Leptosia nina
Lineage: Eukaryota; Metazoa; Arthropoda; Insecta; Lepidoptera; Pieridae
Source: the annotation of a GenBank genome assembly
AUGCUUAGAAGUCGGAUCGUAUUUCAAGUCCUUCGCCAAUGUGGAAGAAAAGGUUAUUUUGAUAAUGCUAGAGUUAUCACCUGCCCCAGAAAGUACCUUAUAAAUUGCUAUAGAGAACAAAGUACAGUAACAAUUGAAGAAAGCUAUGUAAAAAAAUUCAUGAAGGCAGUAGGAUGGAUGGACAAAGAACGAACUCGACUUAAACUAACUGGAUUCUUUUUGUACGAGUCGGUGCCUGAGAGAAUAGAUUAUCAACAAUGGUUUGAAGUACUAGAGCUUCCGGAUACUUUUGCCUCAUGGUUCAUAGUGACCGAACUUCAUGUUUGGUUACUACUAGUACGGUACAUGGCACAAGAUGUCCAAAUCAUUGGUGAAAAGAAAAAAUAUCUCAAAGGAGAUGGACACUUUGUUAGAAAUUGUAUCAUAGAAGCAUUAUGGGCUGAUGUUGCCAAUAGGAUAAAGUUAUUAGAGGGUGCUAAUCCAACCAUUGCUAGAAAACAAGUAACAGAAAUAUCAGAACAGUUUCAAGCCGCACUUGUAGGUUACGAUGAAGGUCUAAAUGAUGACAGGGUGCUUGCAGCAGCUGUAUGGAGGAGGUUUUACUCACUAUCUGAGGAUACUCCACCCAAACAUGUCGAAAAGAUUGUUCAUUUUAUAAGACAUCAGAUGUCUCUCCUAGACAGGAUACCAAGUGAUGAUUUGAAAUGGAAGCCACAAAUAACUUGGCUAAGUAUCAGUGAUCAAUAA